GCAUGUGUCGGGGAGAAGUCACUCAAUAAAUCUCACAGUAAGACAUCUGUCAACAUCUCAGGAUAUCACACGCAGGGUCCAGAGCUCAGCCGCCUGUCAAAGCGUACAAGUGUCCAACUUUUCUCUAUCAAGAUGUCAAACUCGGGAGGUCGCAGACUGAAGCAGUGGCUGGUGGAGCAGAUCCAGAGCGGCCAGUACUCUGGACUGCAGUGGGAGGAAGAACGCCGCACAAUGUUCCGAAUUCCGUGGAAACACGCAGGGAAACAGGAUUACAACCAAGAAGUAGACGCGUCCAUUUUUAAGGCCUGGGCUGUGUUUAAAGGCAAGUUUAAGGAGGGGGACAAAGCUGAGCCUGCAACAUGGAAGACCAGACUCCGCUGUGCCCUGAAUAAAAGCCCUGACUUUGAGGAGGUAACAGACAGGUCGCAGCUGGACAUCUCUGAGCCCUAUAAAGUCUACCGCAUUGUGCCCGAGGAAGAACAGAAGCAUGGCAAAAGUUCUGUGAUGUCCAUAACAGCUCCCGCCAGCUCUGGUGAUAUUACUGAUAUGGACUGCAGCCCUGAAAUAGACGAGCUCAUUAAAGAGGAGGAUGGCUGCAGUAUCCAGGCCAGUCCGGAGUAUUGGUCUCAGGGCAUCAAUACUUUCCCUCUGCAUCAGGACCCUUUGCCGUCAGGAAAUGUCAGCUCAGCGUUCUCCCAGAUGAUGAUCAGUUUCUACUAUGGAGGAAAGCUGAUUCACACCACACAGGUUACUCAUCCUGAAGGCUGCCGGAUCUCCCCACAGCAGCACCUGGGUCGUGGGGCCCUAUACAGUUCUGACAGCAUGCAGAGUGUUCCUUUUCCUCCCGCUGAGCAUAUUGAGUACGAGCGCCAGCGCCAGGUCACACGCAAACUCCUGGGCCACCUGGAGAGAGGUGUACUGGUCCGUGCCAACCAAGAGGGCAUCUUCAUCAAAAGGCUGUGCCAGAGCCGUGUCUUCUGGUGCGGGCAGGGGGAAGUGGGCUCACAAUACAGCCCAAUGCCUUCUAAACUUGAGAGGGAUGCUGUGGUCAAGAUUUUUGACACAGGAAAGUUUCUACAAGCUCUGCAGUUGUACCAGGAGGGUCAGUUUCCUGCUCCUGAUCCAACAGUGACUCUGUGUUUCGGAGAGGAGCUCCAUGAUCUCAAUAAUGCCAAGAACAAACUGAUCAUUGUGCAGAUCACUGUGGUGAACUGCCAGCAUCUGCUGGAAGCAGUAAAUAUGCGGCGCUCCCAGCCAUACUGCAACAACCCAAACCUUGAGAUGUCUGAUAACUUGGCCAGUGACCAGAUGGCCCGCAUCUACCAGGACUUGUGCAGUUAUAGCGGCCCCCAGAGGCCAGCCUGCUACAGGGACAACAUGCCCAUCACUGCCUGAACUGUGAGCAGAGGCACACAGGAGCUCUUCAGCAUGUACAGGACUGAAUGUACAGCAUAUUAGGGACAUUCCUUAUUUUUCUGACAUAUACUCAUAAGGUAAAUUCAGAUAAAAUCCAGUUUCACAAUAAGGAUUUUAAAAAUUAUAUUUUUUAAAAUGCUAAUCACAGUAGAGAUAUAAAUUUGGUGUUGCCCAUAAAGUUGGAAUAAUUUUAUUUUUAGACACACAAUCCUGUUUUCUCCUAUUUAAAUGCAUCGCUUUGGAAGACUGAUUAAUAACAUUUUGAGAAGCUAUACACCUUAUCUGUUAGGAAUAAAUCAAUCAAUUUUCACAAUAAUUUCAUGGAAAGAGGUAAAAAAAAAUUAUAUUCCAACUUUAUAAGCAACCAUGUAAAAGGAGUAGCAAAACUCUUCCAGUAAGACUUAUAAGCUGCAUCUCAGCACUAUGAUGUCCCUAAUAUUUUGUAUAUCGGUGAUUUUUUUAAAGCCUAACUUCUGCUUUUUUAUUGGAGCAUUUUCCAUCAGCUUAAUAGAAAAGUGGUUUAUUAUUUCAUAUUUUACAUGGUGUUGCGAGAAUAAAUUCAUUAUUUUCUUAACAAAUCUUCCUCAAUCAUAUCUCUAAAGACUGCUCAAAGCCUCAUUAAUAACAGUUUGAUAUAAGACUUUUUGUUCUCUAAGAAGAAUUGUGUUUUGAAAUUCAUAAUCAUUUUUGUUUU
Centropristis striata (black sea bass) is the source of this 2110-nucleotide messenger RNA. It is a transcript of the gene irf8, whose product is annotated as interferon regulatory factor 8. The record is from RefSeq and is a predicted model, not a curated record. Gene Ontology annotation, cellular component: nucleus. Gene Ontology annotation, biological process: immune system process; regulation of transcription by RNA polymerase II. NCBI's taxonomy places the organism in Eukaryota, Metazoa, Chordata, Actinopteri, Perciformes, Serranidae. Gene Ontology annotation, molecular function: DNA-binding transcription factor activity, RNA polymerase II-specific; protein binding; RNA polymerase II cis-regulatory region sequence-specific DNA binding. Bases 133 to 1395 code for a protein of 420 amino acids. The transcript is spliced from 9 exons.